Messenger RNA from Trachymyrmex cornetzi, 743 nucleotides. It is a transcript of the gene Blos2, whose product is annotated as biogenesis of lysosome-related organelles complex 1 subunit 2. The record is from RefSeq and is a predicted model, not a curated record. Gene Ontology annotation, biological process: endosomal transport; lysosome localization. Gene Ontology annotation, molecular function: gamma-tubulin binding. The coding region runs from base 199 to 687 and encodes 162 amino acids. The transcript has a single exon. Gene Ontology annotation, cellular component: gamma-tubulin complex; BLOC-1 complex; BORC complex. NCBI's taxonomy places the organism in Eukaryota, Metazoa, Arthropoda, Insecta, Hymenoptera, Formicidae.
UUCUGAAAAAAAUUAGAAAGCCGAGUAAAGUGCUGGAAUUUAAAGAGCAGGUUAGGAUCGCUCAUUUGUCAUCAGCUGAUCGGACACUCGGCAGUCGGCAUCUGCUUGUAUCGACAUGUUCGUUCAGACUCCGAUCGUAUCCAGUCGAGUAGUUCUGUGAUAUAUAUCUCGCGAUAGCCGUAACAAUUACUCGUGCCGAUGAUGGACCCAUCGAAGGAUGAGGUACAGACGGAGGGAGGUCUGAUUGAAAAUCUAUCCACGGAACAGAACUCGAGAUGCGAGUCACCGAAACGCGGCACCACGCUUUCCACCAGCACUAGCAGUUUCGAGGCAUUGGACCCGCACGAUCCAAACCUGAGUCGUUUGGCGAACACAAUGUUCCAGAAGACGGGUGAAUACCUGCAGGAGGAGCUCACAGCUACCCACGCAGACUAUCGGCUGCUGGAGCGUCUAAACAAGGAGACCAUCGCAAAGUACACGGAACUGAAGAUUAUCUCGUCGAACAUAGUGCAGUCGUUGGACUCGCUGAAUGACAAGUAUAAGAAGCUACAACCAAUCCUGGAUAAUAUCAAUCAGAUUGAUGACAGUGUCAGCAAAUUGGAGCAAGCUGCAUACAAGCUAGCGGCAUAUUCCAAGCGACUUGAAGCCAAGUUUAAGGAUCUUGAAAAGGAUACGAAAAACAAGUGAAAUUAUAAUUAUGAAUAUAUAAAUCAUUGUAUGUACCUUUAUGUAAUUAUCCUAUA